CAGCUCAGCAGUCAACAGCUCGAAGAACAGAAACAAUUUCAUUUCUAGUUAGAUGUGCUCCCUAAUUUCCCAGGAAUCCAAUUCACUGAAAUCAAAUGACCAAAUUUGCUGAUAAAAUUAAAAAAGAAAAAACCCCAACAAUCUUGGAAUAAUAAAAAAAGAAAAGAAAAGAGUAGCAAAAGCUGCCUUCUCCAUGGCUUCAGCUCCUUCCAAGCUCUAUGCAGAUGAUGUUAGCCUUGUGGUGGUUUUGGUAGACACUAACCCAUUUUUCUGGAGGGCUUCUUCGCUCUCUUUCUCUCAGUUUCUUUCUCAUGUUCUUGCAUUUUUGAAUGCAAUAUUGACUCUGAAUCAACUAAACCAAGUCGUGGUUAUUGCUACUGGAUAUAAUUCUUGUAACUAUAUCUUCGAUUCGUCUUCCGAUUUGAACCAGAGUUUUGAGAAUGGGAGAAUGCCUGUUAUGUGCUCCAGCCUGUUGCAAAAGUUGGAGGAGUUUCUUAUUAAAGACGAGCAGUUGAGUAAGGAGGUACCCGAGGGAAGGAUUAAGUCUUCCCUCUUGUCAGGGUCAUUGUCAAUGGCUCUUUGCUAUAUACAGAGAGUGUUUCGUUCAGGAGCCCUCCAUCCGCAUCCUCGAAUCUUAUGCUUGCAGGGAUCACCAGAUGGACCUGAACAGUACGUUCUUUUUAAUAUAUUAUCUGUUAUUUACAGUUUCCUACUCUGGCUGUUAGACUCGAAUAAAGGUUUUCUUCUUUUCAGAUAUGUUGCAAUCAUGAAUGCGAUAUUCUCUGCCCAACGCUCUAUGGUUCCUAUAGAUUCUUGUUACAUGGGUGCUCAGAAUUCUGCCUUCCUGCAGCAGGCUUCGUACAUAACUGGUGGUGUACAUCAUAAACCUCAACAUUUGGAUGGGCUGUUUCAAUAUCUCAUGACUAUUUUUGCUACUGACUUGCAUUCUCGCAGUUUUUUACACCUUCCAAAGCCUGUCGGUGUAGAUUUCCGUGCCUCAUGUUUUUGCCAUAAAAAUACCAUUGACAUGGGUUACAUAUGUUCCGUAUGUUUGUCAAUUUUCUGCAAGCAUCACAAGAAAUGUUCGACCUGUGGGUCGGUAUUUGGUCAGGCUCAAUCUGAGGCUGCUUCAGCAUCUGACAAAAAGAGAAAGACUCCAGAAACAUAAAGUUAACUGAGAAGGCUACGAAAGUUCUAUUAUCUACUAAACUUUGUGCUCAUGCUCAUGGCAAAAGAGGGGGCGGCAUUGGGUGAAUGCAGACCAGAGAUUUUGCUCCUCCUACCAUGAAUUCCCUGCUAACCUUCAUAAGAGUUGGAUAGUUUUGAGAUAAGAUUUUAAUACAUACAAAGGCAUGCCUCCUUUCCUCUUCUUUCUACCGUUCCUCCACCAAACAGCUGAAGCUAAUUAGCAGCAGGGAUGCUUUAUUGGUUUUAGAAACAUUAACUCGUGCUAAACCUGCAAUUUCAGGAACUAAUAAAGAAGAAGAAAUGGUCAAUAUAGCUUUCCAUAUGAGCCCUUUUCCAAUUUUAUUUUACCAAUGUUCUUGCAACAAGCUUAGGACCUGUUUAGUGUUGGGAAAUGCUUAUCAUUGUGCAACUUAAAUUAUCUCUUAAUAAGUUAGUUACUUUUAGUAUAACUUGAUUAUAAUUUUUGGAUAUCUUUGUUUUUGAGUUUUUAUGAAAAAUUGGAAUC
Theobroma umbraticum is the source of this 1693-nucleotide messenger RNA. Its product is annotated as basal transcription factor complex subunit-like protein. NCBI's taxonomy places the organism in Eukaryota, Viridiplantae, Streptophyta, Magnoliopsida, Malvales, Malvaceae. Gene Ontology annotation, cellular component: transcription factor TFIIH holo complex; transcription factor TFIIH core complex. Gene Ontology annotation, biological process: nucleotide-excision repair; regulation of DNA-templated transcription. The record is from RefSeq and is a predicted model, not a curated record.